AAAGAGGAAAGAAAUAGUACAGCUUCUGGGUUUGGGCCGGAUGAAGGGGGCUUGACCCGGAAAGAAUCUAGGGCACGUCUUUCGGGUUUAUCAAUUCAAUUCACUCGGCACUCACUCCCCUUCUGCUCCAUCAUCUCUUCGCCAAAAGGAGUAGGCAAAAGAGAAUGUCCCCUGAUACAGGAAAAGGGUAUACAUCUGUAGCCGAUUCAUCUCUGACUGAGACAAAGCAUGAUAAGAGGAAUUUAGAUUUUUCAGAAAGCCCAAAGUACAAAGUGGAUAGACAUGCCUAUAGCUUUAAGAAACAAGAGCAAGGGUAUUCAUGCGAGCAGGUGGGAACCUCUGGUGCUAAGAAACAUAGAACGAUUGGUACAAGAUAUUUCAUCAUUAAGAGUUUGAAUCAUGAGAAUAUCCAAUUAUCAAUUGAGAAGGGAAUUUGGGCUACUCAACUCAUGAAUGAGCCAAUAUUGGAAGAAGCCUUUCACAAUUCUGGGAAGGUGAUUCUAAUAUUUAGUGUCAACAUGAGUGGUUCCUUUCAAGGAUAUGCUCAAAUGAUGUCUCCUGUUGGCUGGAGAAGAGACAAAGUUUGGAGUGCAGGAAGUGGUGGUAAUAAUCAGUGGGGGCGCAGUUUUAAGGUUAAAUGGCUACAGUUACAUGACUUGCCCUUCCAAAAGACCCUUCAUCUAAAAAACCCUUUGAAUCAGUUCAAACCUGUGAAAAUUAGUAGGGACUGCCAGGAGCUACCUCAGGAUAUUGGAGAAGCUCUUUGUGAGCUCCUUGAUAGAAAGAUUGAUAACAAUGACAAGCAGAUAAGGGAUUACCCAUCAUUUGAACGACCUCAUGUUGAGCCAUCUUGGUCUGUCCGUGAUGAGGAAUUUAAUUUUCCUCAUAUGCCUAGGACAGGGGGACUUUAUCCUUCCUUAUUUUACCAACAUCAACUUGAAUCGAGUAGGACUCAUUUUGCACAUCAGAGAUCAGCUCAGACAUAUCUUUGUGAUAAUUCACCUGUCGCCUCUGGGUCUCCAAGAAUGGCUUGUUCCGAACUCUCUCAUGUCAAAGGGGGUGAAAUGAAUGUUGAUUCUGAUCAUGGUUGUUCUUCUCAACUUGAUAUUUGGAGAUUCUCUGCAGAAGGGAGCUCUGUUGGCAGUGCCCUAACUGACGAUGAUAUUCUUGAAAUGACGUAUGAAGAGUACCUGGAGGCCCACAACAAAAACAUGCCAUACCAUACAGCUGCUAUACCUUCACGGAAAAGUCAAGAGUCAUCAUCAACCAAAGAAAAGAGUGAUGAUUCACACUGUCGAAGGAAUCGGACGCCCAAGAGAAGUCAUAAGCAAUCUCAGGAAUAACAACAGCAAAGAAGAUAGCAUUUCUCAUCGUGAAUAUGAUUAUAUUGUACUAUUAUUGGGUUUCAUCAUGGGUCUUUCAUAUUCUACAUGCGUAUCAGCGUAUGUUUACCUUAUUAUAUGAAUGCCCUGGAGGAACUUGAAUUUUAUAUUGCUCCAACCAAACUUGUACAAAGGCAUCUUAGAAACUUGUAUUUUAAUUCUUCAUUGUACAUUAAGUUUCCCCAUCCCGAUUACUAUAUGUUGGUAAGAAACAGGGUCAAAAUUGACCGCUUACUUAGCAAUGGCUGGUCGGUUGUGAUGUUAUGUUCUACCGAAGAGGAAUAAAUCAUUUAAGGAUUUGAAACCA
Molecule: messenger RNA, 1689 nt
Organism: Daucus carota subsp. sativus
Lineage: Eukaryota; Viridiplantae; Streptophyta; Magnoliopsida; Apiales; Apiaceae
Exons: 9
Coding region: 165-1343 (392 amino acids)
Biological process (GO): mRNA splicing, via spliceosome; regulation of mRNA splicing, via spliceosome
Cellular component (GO): nucleoplasm
Molecular function (GO): mRNA binding; N6-methyladenosine-containing RNA reader activity
Source: RefSeq, a predicted model, not a curated record